Messenger RNA from Anas platyrhynchos (mallard), 1832 nucleotides. Its product is annotated as keratin, type I cytoskeletal 14. Gene Ontology annotation, cellular component: keratin filament; cytoskeleton. Gene Ontology annotation, molecular function: structural molecule activity. Lineage: Eukaryota; Metazoa; Chordata; Aves; Anseriformes; Anatidae. Gene Ontology annotation, biological process: intermediate filament organization; epithelial cell differentiation. The record is from RefSeq and is a predicted model, not a curated record.
GGAACGAAAGCGGAAAGAGCAGCUCCUGUGUGCGCUGCAGUGAUCCUGGUGGGAUGUGACAAAAGACAAGAAACCAGGGGAGAGAAAAAUGAUGAUUCUGGAAUUUGGCUACGAGUGUCAGGGGUGACGAAAAACGCCGGCAACGCCUCCUGCCCGGGCUAUAAAGGGCUCCAAGCCCGGGGGAAGCUCACUCUCGCUGUCUGCGCUGCCGAGCCGGGUGUCCCUCUCCAGCGCCACAGCUCCACUGCCCCUCGCCAUGAGCACCACCACUGUCAGGCAGUACUCCUCCUCCUCCUCCCUCGGGGGGCUGGGGGGAGGCUCCAGCAGGUUUUCCUGCGUGCGCGGAGGAGGCUACAGAGCCCCCAGCGUCCACGGAGGCUCCAGCAGCUACUCCGUCUCCUCGCGCAUCGUCUCGGGGCUGGGCAGCGGCUAUGGGGGCAGCUACUGCAGCAGCGUCGGAGGGGGCUUGGGUGCUGCCUUCGGGGGUAGCUACGGGGCCGGCUUCGGAAGCGGCUUCGGGGCCGGCUUCGGAAGCGGUUUCGGAGGUGGCUUCGGAGGGGGCGAUGGCAUCCUCCCGGCCGGAGAGAAGGAGACGAUGCAGAACCUCAACGACCGCCUGGCCGCCUACCUGGACAAGGUGCGUGCCCUGGAGGAUGCCAACACCGACCUGGAGGUGAAGAUCCGGGAGUGGUACAAGAAGCAGGGACCUGGUCCCGACCGGGACUACAGCCCCUACUACAGGACCAUCGAGGAGCUCAGGAGCAAGGUGCUGGGGGCCACAGUUGACAACGCCAACCUCCUGCUGCAGAUUGACAACGCCAGGCUGACAGCUGAUGACUUCAGGACCAAGUUUGAGACGGAGCAGGCUCUGCGCCUGAGCGUGGAGGCCGACAUCAAUGGGCUGCGCAGAGUCCUGGACGAGCUGACCCUGGCCAGAGCUGACCUGGAGAUGCAGAUUGAAUCGCUGAAGGAGGAGCUGGCCUACCUCAAGAAGAACCACGAGGAGGAGAUGAACGCCCUGCGUGGGCAGGUGGGUGGAGAGAUCAGCGUGGAGAUGGACGCUGCUCCUGGCAUCGACCUCACCAAGAUCCUGACCGACAUGAGGGAGCAGUACGAGAGCCUGGCCGAGAAGAACCGCAGGGACGCCGAGCAGUGGUUCUUCAGCAAGACGGAGGAGCUGAACCGCGAGGUGGCCAUCAACACGGAGCAGCUCCAGAGCGGCAAGACGGAGAUCACGGAGCUGCGACGCACCAUCCAGAGCCUGGAGAUCGACCUGCAGUCCCAGCUCAGCACGAAAGCGGCGCUGGAGGGCACCUUGGCCGACACAGAGAACCGCUACGGCGCCCAGCUGGCCCAGCUGCAGGGGCUGAUCACCAGCGUGGAGGAGCAGCUGGGCGAGCUGCGCUGCGACAUGGAGCGCCAGAACCACGAGUACAGGGUCCUGCUGGACGUCAAGUGCCGCCUGGAGCAGGAGAUCGCCACGUACCGCCGCCUCCUGGAGGGCGAGGAUGCCCACAUGUCCUCCCACUACAUCUCGCAGCCUGUGAAAGAAGCUCCCGUAACUACCCGCCAGAUCCGCACGAUCUUCGAGGAAGUGCAGGACGGGAAGGUGAUUUCCUCCCGCGAGCAGAUCACCCAGGCUGCCCGCUGAGCCGGCGGCGUGGUUUCCUGCAAACCUCCUGCAGCAAAGCGCGAGAAGAUGCCAGCUUUGUGUGCUCCGGCUACGCAGCUCCGGAAAAGCAGCUUCUCUUUUUAUCCCACCGCUGCGUCCCUCACCCUUUCUCUAAGCGCCGUGCUUGGAAAUCAAAUAAAGCUUUUGGCAUUCGUGCAAA